This is a messenger RNA of Eupeodes corollae, 989 nucleotides long. RefSeq lists its product as uncharacterized. Gene Ontology annotation, biological process: response to X-ray; positive regulation of ligase activity; DNA recombination. The record is from RefSeq and is a predicted model, not a curated record. Gene Ontology annotation, molecular function: DNA binding. Gene Ontology annotation, cellular component: DNA-dependent protein kinase-DNA ligase 4 complex; DNA ligase IV complex; nucleus. Bases 95 to 877 code for a protein of 260 amino acids. Lineage: Eukaryota; Metazoa; Arthropoda; Insecta; Diptera; Syrphidae. The transcript has 2 exons.
UAUUCCUGUUUCCUGUCGGGAUAAAUUAUUUUAGAAGUUUCUUCUUUUAAAUAAAGUUACUGACCAGACAGCAUUAAAAAAGAACACAAAAACUAUGAUGGAUUUGGAUCUAUCUGCAACAUUUGUAAAUAAAGUUCCCCAAACCACGACGACGCCUGACCUAUAUUUUAUUAUUAAAUCAGAAUGGUCCUCCAACGAUAUCAACCUUCAAAUUCUAGAUUGUCAUAAAUCCCAGGAGUGGGAAGGUAGUGUUUCUCUUGACGAUUUGAAACAAUCGGCUGAAGAAUUAGAAAUCCCAUUUGAUAAGUUCUUCGAUGAGUGCAAAGCUGCUUUAACUACGAAUGGAGGUGUAGAACAUUUUGAAUAUUUUCUGGAAGACCAAAAAUUCAAUCUUACUAAAAAAGAUCAAUUUAAAAUUAAUUACCUGGAAUUAGAUGUGAUAUCAAAAAAUGAUUCUAAUUCAAAUUUUGCAUUGGCAGCUGUUGAUUUGAUAGCUUCUUUACAAGCAGAAUUAUCUGCUUGCAAGGAAGCAUCUGAAGACCUCAAUGAGAAAUAUCAACAAAAUGUGAAGACUAUGGAACAUUUUUUGGAAGAAAAGAAUAACCUAGAAAAGAGGCUUCUUGACAAGUUUGCUGUUCUUCUUAAUUCAAAGAAAGAUAAAAUUGCAGAGUUACAAGAUUUACUGGUCGAAAAGGAAAGACUUCUAGAGGAUGCAGGCAUUUCAACGGAAGGAGCUACAGAACAACAUUCCAAGAGGAAAUCUACAGACUUAGCUGCCGCUGGUGAUGAUAGUGAUGAUGAUGAUUUUUUGCGGCCAACCCAAGUAAUGUCUCAACCAGUUAGCCGAACUUUACCAAAACGAGUUAAAACAAGUUAAACCAGAAUAAGAUAAGAUAGUCUUAUAGCCCGUUUUCAAAAGUUAAGCGGUGAUAAUUUUAUAUUGUAUUCAGUAAAAAGUCUUAAAUAUAUAUGUUUGUAUAUAAAGUAAU